AAUGGUCUGGCCCGCGUUCGGUCGAGGUGGGCUGCAUCUGGCCCGUACCUGACUUGAGUUUGAGACCCCUGAUGUAGAGCGUUCAGGGGAUUUGAGACCCGAGGACACCUUAUUAAUGGGAGACACGACCAUCCCGUGUCUCGACAAUUCUCUGGUCAACAUCUCGUCCCUGAUGAACGGGGGAACGUUAGAGACCGUGACUCGGGUCGCUGGUGUGGCGAGAGGCAGGACGGGCACGAACGUCUCGUUCACCACGAUCCCCUUCUCCACCACCAUGUUGGCUUUGUCCACGCUGUCCAUGAACAUCACCACCGCGUUGUUCAUGCGGGCGGCGGACUUUACGCUGCCGUGACCGACCAUCUCCCCCACGGCCAGGCUGCAGUCCUCCACCGAGCACGGGAAACCGGAAUUUUAACGCCGUGCUUCCGCGUCAGUCGGGUCAGAUCCAUGGCGGCGUUUAGCACGCCGACCAGCGCGAGCCGAUCAGCCGCAAAAAACGCGCACUGCACAAACACAGACCUCUAAAAACCAAGUCCACACAAACUACCUACGUUCCCACAUUAACUAGUGGAAAUACCCACACGGAAAAACGGUAUCGCUCUCAGCUCCACGCUCCGUCACUCAGAGAGAGAGAGAGAGAGAGAGAGAGAGAGAGAGGCCGCUUCUACGUACAUUGUUUUUAUUUUAGUCUUUUACGAUGUUUUUCUUAAUCAGCAUCCAUCACAGCAAUUGCAAAGACUGCCGUAGCAUCACUGAGCCCAACAAUCCAACGCACGACCUCGCGGGUCGGAAGCCCGAAGCCACGAGAACACAACCAGUUGUGUGUGUGUGACUGUGUGUGUGUGUGUGUGUGCCUGUGUGUGUGUGUGUGUGUGCCUGUGUGUGUGCCUGUGUGUGUGUGUGUGCCUGUGUGUGUGUGUGUGUGCCUGUGUGUCUUUGCAUGUGUCUGCAAGAGGUAGAUGAGACAAAGCUGCUCUAAUGUGAUUUAUUUUGUUCGCGCUCAUCGUCUGAAAGCACAAAGAUCCGCCCUAACGGACCGAGACAGAACCAGAGUGGACUCCCAGGUCCGAGCUCCUCCUCCGCGUCCGGUCGCGCCACAAAGAGGAAGUGGUUUGGUUUGUUUACUCUCUGGAGUCUCCGCUGUGAUAAGUUAAAGCAGCAUUUUUUGUUUUUGUUGUACUGAACUUGAUGGGGAAACACCUCACUCCUUUGUGGUCAUGUGACCUUUUAGCUCUGUCGACCAUCAGCAGCAUGUAGCCGUGCAGAAGAACGGGACGUCACGUCAACGCAACACUGAUGCAACCGGCACCAGCAGGCAGCGCCGGAUGCAUCCAUUGUUAGACGGACUCGGGUCAUCGGCUAGGUGGGCGUCGCCCAAACGGCGCUCCACUGACCUCCAUAAAGGCCGUGCACACAGGUGGAAUAUCCGUCGUGUCUUCUGUGGUGCGAUCUGGAUCAAGUGUACACUUCAGGUGCGAACCUGCAACAAAUGGUUAACCACGGAGAUAAGAGCGGGGCGAUAAGAAUGAUGAAGUGGAGCGUGAACAGGUCACCCGAUGACGGCCCGGUGUUGCCACAUCAAACACUGGUGUUCUGUAAACACCCGUCGACUGCAGCAGGACAGCGUUCCCUCCAAGCACGUCCUCCGGCAUGCAGCUGUAACGUGGAGCCGUAACGCACCCCGACUUGUGCGCCGUUGCGGAUCGUCUUGUUAGGGUUUUCUUCUCUGAGGGGGACGGUCAGGAAGGAUGAAGCGCUCCUGUGUGAAGCACCUGAAAACUCUGGUGAUAAGUCUCAACUUCCUGUGCUGGCUGUGCGCCGCCUUCACGGUGGCCUUGGGCGAGUUCCAGAUGAUCAACUCCAAGUUCUCCUCCCUCAUCACCACCUUCUGGCCCAUCUUUCCCGCCAACACCGUGGUGGCCACCGGCACCAUCAUUUGCUGCGUGUGUUACCUGGGAGUGAUGGGGGCCAUGAAGGAGAACCGCUGCAUGCUCGUCAACUUCUUCGUCCUGUUGUUCAUCCUGAUGCUGGUGGAGUUGGCCAUGGCCUGUGUCUUCCUGGUCUACAGCAGAGAGAUCCACACGUACUUUGAAGAAGACCUGACGCGGAGCCUGGAGAUCUACAGAGAGUCGGGCUCAGAGAUCAACACCACCCUCAAAGAAGACUUCGAUGCCGUCCAGCACCUGUUCAGGUGCUGUGGAGUCCACGGUGUGGCAGACUGGAAAGGGGACGUGCCCAUCUCCUGUUGUAGGAAGGACCCCUGUGACCUCUUCACGCGCACCUACUGGGAAGAGGGUUGUCUGGUGAAACUGAGGGACUGGUUUUCAGGAAACUAUCGCAGCACAGGCGCCGGCGUCGCCGCCAUGUUCAUCCUGCAGUUUAUCUGUCUGUCCAUCACCGUCCCCCUCUUUUGCCUCCUCAGUCGACAGGGUUUGGGUUACAAGUGAAGCCAAUUGAAUCCGACCUCCUGUAUGUUGGCACAAUGCUGCUCCCUGUGUCACCUGUUUAUUAUUCCGCCCCAAAAAGAAACGGUCCUUCUUUGACAGCCGCCCAUCAUCACUAUUGGCUUUGUCCUGUGAUGUGAAUAAGAUGGAUGACAUGAUUCCUCAAAGCCCCCCGGAGGUCUGUUUCCCCAUGACUAUAGAUGACGUGAACUACUUUGUGGCACCUGCCCUUCCCAGUUCGUUCAACUUUGAAAGACAAACUGGUGUCGGACCGUAAGACUUUUUAACCUUAUUCAUUGAGUUUUCAAUAUUUUCCUCCAUUUUUUUAAAAUAGUUUUUUGAUUUCAAGAUAUUCGGUUAAUAAUAUGCCUGCGGUUCCAGACCCAUCUGGUUCCACUUAUCCAAUGUCUUAAUUCUUUGUUCAGACUUUGGUCUCUAAAUCCAAGCUUGGAUGACCAGUAUUUAAAAUAAACCUAAAAAAAUGUGCUUGUAACAGCAUUUUUAAAAUUAAUUGCUUCGUUUUUCGGGUGAUUCUGAUUCUUCUGAAAUAUCGGCCGCUUCCCGCUGUGCGAGGAAGCCACAAUAAUAAUCCUUGCCAUUGCUGUUUUAGGAAUUAAAAUCACAAACCACUUGGUAAGAUGUUAAUGUGUGAGGUAGCUUAACUGGUAUAUAUUAUGUAAUUUUUAUUUCUUUUUAAAAUGGAAACAUUAGUCAACAGAUUUUCAUAAUUUGUAAUAACACAGCAAUAGCCAAUGAGCGAAGUUUAGACAUUUACUUAUCUGUGUAUCAGUCUGUAUUACAGCCCAUGUUCUGUAUCGAGUUGAGAGUGAAACGUGAUUAAGUCAGUAAAGUUUUUUAUCGUAAAAAUACCACUGUAUCGUCUGAGUUUCCUUGGUGCUUCUGAUAAUAUUCCUCAUGAUGCAAAUAAAAUAAAAACUGUUUUGUCACAGA
This is a messenger RNA of Gasterosteus aculeatus aculeatus (three-spined stickleback), 3395 nucleotides long. The record is from RefSeq and is a predicted model, not a curated record. Lineage: Eukaryota; Metazoa; Chordata; Actinopteri; Perciformes; Gasterosteidae.